Zasmidium cellare ATCC 36951 is the source of this 678-nucleotide messenger RNA. RefSeq lists its product as uncharacterized. The transcript has a single exon. The record is from RefSeq and is a predicted model, not a curated record. The coding region runs from base 1 to 678 and encodes 225 amino acids. Gene Ontology annotation, molecular function: homoserine dehydrogenase activity. Lineage: Eukaryota; Fungi; Ascomycota; Dothideomycetes; Mycosphaerellales; Mycosphaerellaceae. Gene Ontology annotation, biological process: L-threonine biosynthetic process.
AUGAGCGGUGCCACGGGGGCUGCACUUCCAGCAUUAGACCUUCUACGAGGCAGUGUCUUGGGGUGUACGGUCACCAAAAUUGAAGGCUGUCUCAAUGCUACGACGAACUAUGUUCUUGAUGCCUUAAUGCAAGGGUCUGCAGGAACCGAGACAGGUCAGAUUCAGACUUUAGCAGAUGCUGUCAAAGUCGCACAAUCACAGGGAUUCGCGGAGCGUGACGCAUCUCGAGAUAUCGAGGAAAUGGACAGCAUGGCUAAGCUGGUCCUACUGGCCAACUUUGGGGUCUUCCGAACCCUGGACAGCGACAAUGCUAUCGAUGAGGUGGAGACUUUCCGCAUCGAAGACAUUCAACGGAGCGGACUGAGCGAGAUGAACGUGACACCGGACGUGGUCGCAAAUUGGAGGGCAACAUCGAUGACUCCAAGACUCGUCAGCGGGCUGGAAAGUAGAGACACCGAUGCAUCUUCUGCAUCAUUGGGCAAAUGGACUGCCAGCGUCUCGCUACAGACGUAUCCCUCGUCACAUCCAUUUUCUUCACUUCAAGGAACGCUGAAAGGGAUUCUAAUCCACACGGAAGAGAUGGGCGAUAUCUUUGCUUCGGCGUGUGGGUUGGAGCCUGAGGCGACUGCAGCGAGCGCCUUGAAGGAUUUUCGAGUUUGGCUUCAGUCUAAACGGUAA